This is a messenger RNA of Bipolaris sorokiniana ND90Pr, 860 nucleotides long. RefSeq lists its product as uncharacterized. The coding region runs from base 79 to 606 and encodes 175 amino acids. NCBI's taxonomy places the organism in Eukaryota, Fungi, Ascomycota, Dothideomycetes, Pleosporales, Pleosporaceae. The transcript is spliced from 2 exons. The record is from RefSeq and is a predicted model, not a curated record.
UCUCCGUAGUAGCUGAGACUAACUCAAUACAUCCCCAAAACAUCGCGGAGUACCGUGGCAUCGUUUUCAAGCUGCACAAUGCCACCCCCAAGCUUCCCGCCCGAAGAGCUCCGGCUGAUAGUUCAAGAGGUGGCUACUCUCCUCAAAGAGCGCAAAGAAACAAUCUCAGUUGCAGAAACAGCAGCAGGCGGCCUCAUCUCUGCAGCUCUUCUGUCUUUCCCCGGCGCAUCAUCCUACUACCGUGGCGGACUAACCCUUUACACUCUCGAAUCGCGCAUUGCGUUUGCCGGUUGGACCCAAGAAUCAGUCUCUGGCUACAGCGGCCCUACACCAGCCGUUGUCUCAGGUCUAGCCGAGCACACGCGCAGCAAGUUGGGCAGCACGUAUGCUGUCAGCGAGAGUGGGACUGCAGGGCCCACGGGCGGCAGUACCAGGAACCGCACGCCGGGAUAUGUGGCUCUUGCAGUGGCACGCGAGGGUGGGGACACGGCGACGAGAGAGGCAGAGACCAAGAGCUCAGGGAGGGAAGGCAACAUGGUGGCUUUUGCGGUUGAGGCGCUCAAGCUGGUUAGGGAUGUUAUCAAAGCUGACGGCGGCAAGCUGUAAUGGUCAACAAUGGGAAAUGGACUAGACCAAGUGAGUAAUUCGUGCGAGGGCACAUUGUGUGUACCGAGGACAUGGUUGAACGGUGUACAUCUGGAUUAGCCAACGUUCUCGAUAGGGAAAACACCGUGUGAAACUGACCCUCACACUCGGAUGUGGCUCGUUUCGGUCUCGCACAUACAAUCCUUUACUGAAGGUGGUGUGCUGUAGCGACAUUACCCGAUUGAUCAGUAUCAGAUUAUUAAUCGCCCACGUCC